This is a messenger RNA of Callorhinchus milii (elephant shark), 4067 nucleotides long. Its product is annotated as mucin-5AC-like. NCBI's taxonomy places the organism in Eukaryota, Metazoa, Chordata, Chondrichthyes, Chimaeriformes, Callorhinchidae. The record is from RefSeq and is a predicted model, not a curated record.
UAGCAGCAAAGCAACCUUCCAGUCAACAGGCAACACAACAGCAAGACAACAAGAUGCUCUUUGCAAAGAUUACCUCGUGGACUGCAUUGAUUUUGUGGCUCAUUGUUUCAGGUGAAAGUACCCUCGGAACCACAAUCUCUCAAACGGACUCACCCUCAUCAGCCGUAUCCAGCCCCAUGCCGGAAAGCUCCACAUCGGCAACUGCUGCACCCACCAGCGCAACACCAGCAGAAACCAGCAGCUCCGCACCUACCUCACUGACACAAACCUCAGCAUCCAGCGCCAUGGCUGAAACCUCCACCUCCCAGAUAUCAGACAGCACCAGCUCAGCCCCGACAGAGAGUAGCAGCAGCACCGCAUCAGCAGAGAGCACCAGCUCAGCACCAACAGAGAGCUCAGCACCAACAGAGAGCACCAGCUCAGCACCAACAGAGAGCACCAGCACAGCCCCAACAGACAGCACCAGCACAGCACCAUCAGACAGCACCAGUUCAGCACCAACAGAGAGCUCCAGCUCAGCCCCAACAGACAGCACCAGCUCAGCACCAACAGAAAGCACGAGCUCAGCACCAACAGAGAUCACCAGCUCAGACCCAACAGAGAGCACCAGCACCGCAUCAGCAGAGAGCACCAGCCCCACAACAACAUUCAGCACCAGCUCAGCCCCAACAGAGACCACCAGCUCAGCACCAACAGACAGCACCAGCUCAGCCCCAACAGACAGUACCAGCUCAGCCCCGACGGGGAGCACCAGCUCAGCACCAACAGAGAGUACCAGCUCAGCACCAACAGAGAGCACCAGCUCAGCCCCAGCAGAGAGCACCAGCUCAACCCCGACAGAGAGCACCAGCUCAGAGCCAACAGAGAGCACCAGCUCCGCAACAACAUUCAGCACCAGCUCCGCAUCAACAGAGAGCACCAGCUCAGCACCAACAGAGAGCACCAGCUCAGCACCAACAGACAGCAACAACUCAGCACCAACAGAGAGCACCAGCUCAGCCCCAACAGAGAGCACCAGUUCAGCACCAACAGAGAGCACCAGCUCAGCACCAACAGACAGCACCAGCUCAGCCCCGACAGAGAGCACCAGCUCAGCAUCAACAGAGAGCACCAGCUCAGCACCAACAGAGAGCACGAGCUCAGCACCAACAGAGAGCACCAGCACCGCACCAACAGAGAGCACCAGCUCAGCCCUGACAGAGAGCACCAGCUCAGCACCAACAGAGAGCACUAGCUCAGCACCAACAGAGAGCACCAGCUCCGCAUCAACAGAGAGCACCAGCUCAGCGCCAACAGAGAGCACCAGCGGGAGCACCAGCUCAGCACCAACAGAGAGUACCAGCUCAGCACCAACAGAGAGCACCAGCUCAACCCCGACAGAGAGCACCAGCUCAGCACCAACAGAGAGCACCAGCUCCGCAACAACAUUCAGCACCAGCUCCGCAUCAACAGAGAGCACCAGCUCAGCACCAACAGAGAGCACCAGCUCAGCACCAACAGAGAGCACCAGCUCAGCACCAACAGAGAGCACCAGCUCAGCACCAACAGACAGCAACAACUCAGCACCAACAGAGAGCACCAGCUCAGCCCCAACAGAGAGCACCAGCUCAGCACCAAUAGAGAGCACCAGCUCAGCCACAACAGAGAGCACCAACUCAGCACCAACAGAGAGCACCAGCUCAGCCCCAACAGAGAGCACCAGCUCAGCACCAAUAGAGAGCACCAGCUCAGCCCCAACAGAGAGCACCAGCUCAGCACCAACAGAGAGCACCAGCUCAGCACCAACAGAGAGCACCAGCUCAGCCCCAACAGACAGCACCAGCACAGCACCAUCAGACAGCACCAGCUCAGCCCCGACAGAGAGUAGCAGCUCAGCCCCGACAGAGAGCACCAGCUCAGCCCCGACAGAGAGCACCAGCUCAGCCCCGACAGAGAGCACCAGCUCAGCCCCGACAGAGAGCACCAGCUCAGCCCCGACAGAGAGCACCAGCUCAGCCCCGACAGAGAGCACCAACUCAGCACCAGCAGAGAGCACCAGCUCCGCACCAACAGAGAGUACCAGCUCAGCCCCGACAGAGAGCACCAGCUCAGCCCCGACAGAGAGCACCAACUCAGCCCCGACAGAGAGCACCAGCUCAGCCCCGACAGAGAGCACCAGCUCAGCACCAACAGAGAGCACCAGCACCGCAUCAGCAGAGAGCACCAGCUCAGCACCAACAGAGAGCACCAGCUCAGCCCCGACAGAGAGCACCAGCUCAGCCCCGACAGAGAGCACCAGCUCAGCCCCGACAGAGAGCACCAGCUCAGCACCAGCAGAGAGCACCAGCUCAGCCCCGACUGAGGGCACCAACUCAGCCCCGACUGAGAGCAAACUCAGCCCGACUGAGAGCACCAACUCAGUCCCGACAGAGAGCACCAGCUCAGCACGAACAGAGAGCACCAGUUCAGCACCAACAGAGAGCACCAGCUCAGCACCAACAGACAGCACCAGCUCAGCCCCGACAGAGAGCACCAGCUCAGCAUCAACAGAGAGCACCAGCUCAGCACCAACAGAGAGCACGAGCUCAGCACAAACAGAGAGCACCAGCACCGCACCAACAGAGAGCACCAGCUCAGCCCUGACAGAGAGCACCAGCUCAGCACCAACAGAGAGCACUAGCUCAGCACCAACAGAGAGCACCAGCUCCGCAUCAACAGAGAGCACCAGCUCAGCGCCAACAGAGAGCACCAGCUCAGCACCAACAGAAAGCACGAGCUCAGCACCAACAGAGAUCACCAGCUCAGACCCAACAGAGAGCACCAGCACCGCAUCAGCAGAGAGCACCAGCCCCACAACAACAUUCAGCACCAGCUCAGCCCCAACAGAGACCACCAGCUCAGCAAGCACAGCCCCAACAGACAGCACCAGCACAGCACCAUCAGACAGCACCAGUUCAGCACCAACAGAGAGCUCCAGCUCAGCCCCAACAGACAGCACCAGCUCAGCACCAACAGAAAGCACGAGCUCAGCACCAACAGAGAUCACUAGCUCAGACCCAACAGAGAGCACCAGCACCGCAUCAGCAGAGAGCACCAGCUCCAGCUCAGCACCAACAGAGAGCACCAGCUCCGCAACAACAUUCAGCACCAGCUCCGCAUCAACAGAGAGCACCAGCUCAGCACCAACAGAGAGCACCAGCUCAGCACCAACAGAGAGCACCAGCUCAGCACCAACAGAGAGCACCAGCUCAGCACCAACAGACAGCAACAACUCAGCACCAACAGAGAGCACCAGCUCAGCCCCAACAGAGAGCACCAGCUCAGCACCAAUAGAGAGCACCAGCUCAGCCACAACAGAGAGCACCAACUCAGCACCAACAGAGAGCACCAGCUCAGCCCCAACAGAGAGCACCAGCUCAGCACCAAUAGAGAGCACCAGCUCAGCCCCAACAGAGAGCACCAGCUCAGCACCAACAGAGAGCACCAGCUCAGCACCAACAGAGAGCACCAGCUCAGCCCCAACAGACAGCACCAGCACAGCACCAUCAGACAGCACCAGUUCAGCACCAGCAGAGAGCUCCAGCUCAGCCCCAACAGACAGCACCAGCUCAGCCCCAACAGACAGCACCAGCUCAGCCCCAACAGAGACCACCAGCUCAGCACCAACAGAAAGCACCAGCUCAGCACCAACAGAGAUCACCAGCUCAGACCCAACAGAGAGCACCAGCACCGCAUCAGCAGAGAGCACCAGCUCCGCAACAACAUUCAGCACCAGCUCAGCCCCAACAGAGAGCACCAGCUCAGCACCAAUAGAGAACACCAGCUCAGCACCAACAGAGAGCACCGAAACAACAAUUCCAGCAGAAGCCAUCAGCUCUGCAAUGAGCUCAUCAUCACAAUCCAGUGUAUCUGUCUCGUUGCCAGAAAGCUCCACAUCUCCAGCGGUCACAAGUGCCGGCACAAUGGCCACAGCAGCAGGAAGCCACACAGCUGAUGCAUCCACCUCCCAGGUAGGAGAGAGCACCAGCACAGCACCAGCAGAGAGCACCAGUACAGCACCAACAGAGAGCACCAGCUCAGCACCAACA